Molecule: messenger RNA, 1548 nt
Organism: Perkinsus marinus ATCC 50983
Lineage: Eukaryota; Perkinsozoa; Perkinsida; Perkinsidae
Product: D-xylose-proton symporter, putative
Exons: 1
Coding region: 1-1548 (515 amino acids)
Biological process (GO): transmembrane transport
Cellular component (GO): membrane
Molecular function (GO): transmembrane transporter activity
Source: RefSeq, a predicted model, not a curated record
AUGACUGAACCCGCCACCUCAGAACCUAUAAGCCCUAAGAAACAGCGUCCCUUCAUCAUUGCAGUUGAAUACCUUCUCGGUAGAGAUUUAUGUGCUGUCCUAGCUUGUUUUGCCUGCCUAUUGGCUCCUGUAAUAGCAGGGGUUGGUCUUGGAUUCACUAGUCCAACAAUAGAUACUAUGAGUAAUAGUGUAAUAUCGCCCAAGACUGGUCAACGUAUUCCAAUAGGGUCUAAUUCCAAUCUUUAUGUAUUCCACUCUUCUGCUAUCUCCAGUUUCUUCAGUGCUGUUUUUACCCUUGGUGCGUUGGUAGGGGCAUUAGCUGGUGGGCCAAUAGCAGAGCCAUUUGGUCGUCGCUAUGCACUAAUGGUAUCAUCCCCUAUUAGUGCAUUGUCCUACUUAGUCAUAGCAUUAGCCAAUAAUGCGGCUCUCCUCGUGGUCUUUCGUUUUAUUGCUGGCUUUGGUAUGGGUAUUGGCUCCUUCGUUACAGGUGUUUAUAUUAGUGAAAUUGCCCCGACGCAUCUUCGUGGUGUUCUGGGUGCAGCUAAUCAACUGUGCUAUUCCUUUGGUGCUUUGUUCGUUUAUGGUAUUGCACUUUGCACUUUAACUAGUGCUGGUUCAUCUCAUCCUGCAGCAACAUCUGGUACAUUCUGUGACUGGAGAACAUUGUCUUACUACUGUAUGAUACCUAGCGGCUUACUCUUUUUCACUAUGUUUCUGUCGCCUGAGACACCACGAUGGUUGGCCACACGCGGUAGACUCGACGAAGCGAAGAGGUCUCUGGUACUAAUCCGGGGUUUACCGAUCACAGAUUGCCAAUUGGAUGCUGAGGUCGGAGUUCUCAAUGAACUUGCGGCAGCUAAUGGUAGUGGGGAGAAGGGUAUGUUGUUCAAGGAUAGACUUAGACUACUGCUAUGCGAGAAUACGCGUCAGUGUAUCAUUGCAUGCGAUAUACACUCGUUCACUCAGUUCAUUGGUCUUAAUGCCCUCGCGUUCUAUCAGACUAGUUUCUUUCAACUCGCCGGACUUGACAACGCUAAUGUGAUGGCUCUCACGGUACAGCUCGUAACAGCAGUGUCCAAUCUCGCAGCUUGCUUUUUGGUGGAUCGUCUCGGCCGGAGACCGCUUAUCUUAUGGAGCAGUCUUGGUAUGGCUGUAGGCCAGUUCCUCUUGGGGUUAUUCUUCUAUUUGGACCGUGACGGCACAGCUGGGGACCUAGCAUGGUUGCCUGUAUUAGCCUGCUAUAUUGUCCAAGUAGCAGUGGCUACGGGCGUGGGCCCGAUACGAUGGAUGCUCUCUGCUGAGCUCUUUCCCGAUGAGAUUCGCGGUAUGGCAUCUAGCAUGGCAACGACAGCCAACUGGUUGUCUGCUUUCAUCGUAAUUGAGCUGCUAACCCCCGCGGUAGAUGGCACGUCCUUACAGACUGUUUUCUGGUUCUUCGCGGCUGUUGGAGUGGCUCUUGCGACAUUCGUAUGGUUCUUGAUACCAGAAACAAAGGGAAAGAGCUUGGAGGAAAUACAAAAGAUAUUUCAUCGUUCUAAUAAUGAAUAA